GCCACUCAGCUAGCACGCGAGUGAUGACGAACCCGCUGCAAAAAGCAACAAAAAGCGAGAGGAACAGAAGCAGAGCUCGAGCUCAGUUCACACUCUGUAACUCUGCACGAGAGAGACGGAGAGGCUCGAGCAAGGAUUUAUGUUCUGGAUUUUGGAGAUUUUUGGGGUCUAGAUUAAUUUAUAUUGCGGACUUUAGUGCGUUUUGAUACAUUUUGAUGAAAACUAAGUCAGACCAGCUCCAGCAGCUCGUAUGCUGUGGAAUCCUAAAUAAAUCAUUGUUUUCUUUUUAACUUUUUAAAAACUUUUAUGUGCUAUUUUUAAUAACGUAUGAUAUUUAACCUUGAAUCGUACUCCCAGUCUUUGUGGGACGGUUUGGCUACAUUUCGAACAUGAGAUUAGAAAGUUGUCGAUUUCUUUGGACCAGACGCUGAUGCUGAAGAUGUGAUUGAACUCCCGCACAGCCCAGCAGCUCGCUGCACCUCCACACUGUGUGUUUAACCCGGGAUCGAUAAACUCGGUUAGCUAAAAUCGUCCUCGCUCUCUGUGAGCGCGAUGGCGCGCGUGCUGCACUGCCUCGUGCUGGGAUGCAUGUCCUGGACUCUCGGCGCGUCCGACGCUCGGGGGGAGUACUGCCACGGGUGGCUGGACACCAGCGGAAACUACCACGAGGGCUUUCAGUGCCCCGAGCAGCUGGACACGGCGGCCGCGCGCGUGUGCUGCGGGACCUGCGCGCUGAGGUACUGCUGCGCCGCCGCAGGAGCGCGCCUCGACCAGGGCGCGUGCACGAACGACCGCGAGGCGGAAAAUAGUGGAUACACAGCACAACCCAUCUACAUGCCAUUCCUGAUGGUGGGUUCCAUCUUUGUGGCAUUUGUGGUGGUUGCCUCGUUGGUGGCUGUGUACUGCUGUACGUGUCUGCGGCCCAAGCAGCCGGCCCAGCAGCCCAUGCGGUUUUCUCUGCGCAGCUGCCAGGGCGAGACCAUCCCCAUGAUCCUCACUCCCGGGGCAGCACCAGUCGGCCUGCGCACUCCCUCACGCCAGUCCAGCACGGCCACCACCAGCUCCAGCAGCGCGGGCGGGGGCAGCUCACUGAGACGCUUCUCUCUGGGCAGAACUGAUACUGUCCUCCAGCAGAACCCACAGCAGCAGAUCCUGCUGGCCUCGUCCUCAUCCUCCAACACGGUCACUUCCCUCUCCACUGCCCAGACGAUGCUGCCUCCCCCACCUCCUCCCUACUUCUCUCCACAGUGUCUGCAGACCAGCAUCUCACACUCUCAUCAGCACCAACACCCACACCCACACAUGCACCCGCAUGGCCACGGGCAGCUACAGCAGCACCACCAGGAUGCCAGCUUUAUCCUGUCCCAGCAGUACUUCUUUCCACUGCAGUCAGAAGCCUUCAGCGGGAGCAAGAGUUUUGCUGAUUUCAGCCAGAGCUGAACCUGAACUGAGUCCAGCGGCACUGAGAACAGAAAAGAACUGGACACUGGACUCUCUGUCUGUGCCUGAACUGGACCACCAUGUAUCCUCUGAUAGCUGACUGAGAUGCUCACACACAUCAGGACUUGAAGAUAAGAGGUGAUAUUGCAACUGACCUGUUCAUAAUCCACGAGUGCAUUAUUAUUAUUAUUAGUUUUAGCAAAUGAAAAAAGGUUACACAGACUACACAUAUGUGGUGCUUAAUUCAAAGUCCAAAAACAAUUACACUUUAAUUAUAGUACUUACUAAAUUGAAGAAGUACUAAAAACUAUUCUUUUAAAACCUUUGAGGAUGCACACUUGUAAAAUACAGUUUAAAAAUAUGUUAAAUAAUCAGAAAAAAGUAUAUAUUUUAAAAUUCUGUAUCUCAGAGACAUUCCUUGAUUGGCAGUGUCACGUGUCUACCGAGAUAUGCAUUAGAAGGCAUUAUUAUCCACAGUGGACAGUACAGUUGUAACCGGUGGAAUCUGGCUAUAAUUGUCCUAGACUUUGCCAGGAAUAACAUCCACAUUCAGUGCAGGAGGCUCCAAGUACAUAAUCACAGGACAAAAUGUUUUUUUUUGUCUAUUCAAAUUAAUGAGUAAUGACACUCCAUUGCUACAAUACAGUGAACAGGAUAUUUGCAAAUAUUUGCAUAUAGCAGUGAAGUACAUGUUAGGAGUUAGGGAAAGAUAAAGUAGGAUUUAAAACUGAAAACUGCACAUUUUUAUAAUGAGUUUAAACUUUAACUGGGACUUUUUUUAACUUGAUGUCCAGCCUCAUCAGUCGCUAUGAAAGAACACAUUUGUGGGCGGAGCAUGGGUUGGUCAUUUCAGUUGUUGUGUGGUCAGCAAUUGUAUCACCACUCUUAUUCCUGAGCAGGAGCAAACCCUGCAGGCUUAAGGCACUUCCAGCCAACGCAGAGUGAUGCCUUAUUUUGUAGGUAACAGUGUGGAUCUCACGCGCAUGAGGAAGGUGGAGAAAACGUAAUGGAUGACGUGAUGGUUGUUGAUAGAUGAAGCCGCAGAGCUGCUGAAACUGGUAGAACACAGAAAGGCAGAGUGACCGAGAAACAGAGACUUCAAUGUCAACUUCAAGUUGGAUUUCCGGAAUUUCCAGAAGUCUUACUGCCACUCCCACUCCAGAUGAAAGCACCCAGACUCCUUAUAUGUUCUAUUAAAUUCAUGCACUUUUCAUAUUUUUAUAUAUAAAUGUUUUUCUAUCUUUCUGGAACAAAUUAGUUCUGUGUGCCUGAAAGCAAAUUCCUACACCAUUGUUGGGACUGAAGAAAGAACUGUAAUAAUAAAGAAUGAGGAAUUAAUCGACAUGUUGGUCAUUCAAUGAGAAGGAAAAACUGUUCAGAAAUUUCAGUCUGUUGACAAUCGAAGAAUGGAGGAGGGAGGAGGGUUUACUGGGUUAGAAGUGCCAAUUACCGAUUAACUGUGUUAAAGUUUUUUUUUUGCUACACAAGACAAGAUGACCUUAACCAGUUCAGACUUUUCCCCCCACAUUUUAUAAAUGAUCACAUUUAUUAUACAUGUUCCAUUUGUACAUUUUCUCUUUGAAAGAAUAACUACUAAUGUUGAGCCAUAUUCCAGAUCAUUUCUUAUCAUUUCUUACUGCUCCAUUUCAACACACACACAGCUACCUCUGGGAUCCUAGGUUUUUUUUUUGUAUGGAGUUUGUUUUUCUAUGAUCUGGUGCCGGGUUUUGAUUUCAUUUAGAAUAAUUAAUAGAAAGCUGAAGAACUGCCAUAAUUGCUACAGUUUCAGGUUACGUUAACGCUCUGUCUCUCUGGUGGGUCUGUGGUGAGCGCAGUGCUCAUGAUGUGUUAGUGAAAUGUCUGAAUGUAGCAUGUACAUUCACAUACCAACCGCAACUAUUGAAUGAGUAUUAAAUGCCUUUUCUACAGUGUUUCAAAUAAAAUUCAGUGCCCUUCCUUUAAAAGACUUA
This is a messenger RNA of Astyanax mexicanus (Mexican tetra), 3410 nucleotides long. RefSeq names its product shisa family member 3 (gene shisa3). Lineage: Eukaryota; Metazoa; Chordata; Actinopteri; Characiformes; Acestrorhamphidae. The record is from RefSeq and is a predicted model, not a curated record. The transcript has 2 exons. The coding region runs from base 553 to 1440 and encodes 295 amino acids.